Messenger RNA from Penicillium subrubescens, 1683 nucleotides. RefSeq lists its product as uncharacterized. Gene Ontology annotation, cellular component: nucleus. The record is from RefSeq and is a predicted model, not a curated record. Gene Ontology annotation, molecular function: DNA binding. The transcript has a single exon. The coding region runs from base 1 to 1683 and encodes 560 amino acids. Lineage: Eukaryota; Fungi; Ascomycota; Eurotiomycetes; Eurotiales; Aspergillaceae.
AUGACCGACUAUAACGACCCAGCAGCAACUGUACUCGCCCUUAACGAACAGUCUGGACAGCCUAAAAAUUACUCUGCCCUAUCGAAGUCUAGCGGUAUUCCAAUCUCCACGUUACGGGAUCGUGACAAUGGUAGGAUUUCUAGAAAGGAGCGAGCUGUGGACCAGCAAUACCUCACUCCACAGGAAGAAAAGUCGUUGCUCGAAUAUGUUCUACGGCUAUCGAAAAAUGGUUACCCUCUCCCGGUCAAAUUCUUACGUGCUCUCGCGUGGGAGAUCGCUCGCCGACGCUCAUCAGCUAUGCCAGUCCCGGUCGCCGAUGAAGACACUCGCCCACCAGGAAAGAACUGGCCACAAGCCUUCUACAAACGUCACCCGGAGCUAACAUCGAGGACACUGAAAGCAAUAGACUGGAAAAGGCAUGAUCACAACAUCUAUGACAAGGUGCAGGAUUGGUUUCGUGUCAUCAAGACGGAGCUGAGCAAUCCAGCGAUCCUCGCUGAGAAUGUUUAUAACAUGGACGAGACAGGUGUCUUACUGAGUGUUUUGGGCGCUCUCAAAGUGUUAGUAGGGCGGGAGGAAAUGUGUAAAUACCGUGGCGCUGCUGUAAAAAGGAAAAUGGUUACCGCCGUUGAGUGCCUGUCAGCAGAUGGUAGGUCUCUACAUCCCCUGGUCGUUUGGCCUGCUUCUACCCACCGUAGUAAUUGGACCACUUACCCCACUCCCGGAUGGCAUUUUGCCUGCUCAAAGAACGGAUACACAGACAGCACUAUCAACUUGUACUGGAUCCAGCAUGUCUUUGACCCUCAGACCAAGGCUCGUGCUGGUAGCCGGCCGCGCCUUUUGAUCAGCGACGGGUUUGCUGCGCAUGAGUCCCUCGAUGUGUUGAAAUUUUGUCUUGCAAAUAACAUCAUUCCCUGUCGACUUCCGUCGCAUACCUCGCAUAAGCUUCAGCCGUGUGAUGUAGGAGUGUUCAGUUCACUGAAAACUGCCUAUCGGGAACAAGUAGAGCUCCUCUAUCGGGGUGGAGCUAAUGCUGUGCGGUUGGAGCAUUUUACUUCUCUCUAUAGCCGAGCACGUAAUGCCGCCAUGACGACCCGGAAAAUCAAUGCCGGUUGGUCCAAAACUGGAAUGUUUCCUUGGAACCCCGAGCGGGUACUGAAGGACAUUCAACCGCCUCCAGGAGGAAGUGAUCCCACUGAGAGAAAUAUUGUCACGCUGGCCCGUCGCUCCGAAGGUGACGAGCUGGUACAAACACCACUAACACCAAUCACGGCUGACAGCCUAACAUUACUGUGUCGUAAGGUGGACAGAGAAGCUCGUGGGUGGGACACUGAUUCUAGGCUUCUCAUCAAGCGCCUUGCCCGGGCCGCGGAGAGGGCGUUUGCGGACCGUGCACUUCUUCGCAAUGACAACGAGCGACUGUUGGCACAAAACAAUGAAAAACGAACUCGAACAUCUCAACCAGCCAGAAAAGUAGGCAAUGCUAAAGUUAUGAGCUACGAAGACAUAGUCGAGGCCCAGAGCAAACUUGAAGCAAAAAAAUCUUCUGAGACCAAGAAGCGCAAGCGCAAUUCCAGUAUUGGCUGCCGACGAACACGGUCUUGCGCUGAUGAUAUACGAAAUGCUGAAGAUGAAAUACAACGUUGGGGCCUUGGAGAGUACUGCUCGGUUAUUAGUUUUUGA